This is a messenger RNA of Xylona heveae TC161, 516 nucleotides long. RefSeq lists its product as hypothetical. The coding region runs from base 1 to 516 and encodes 171 amino acids. The transcript is spliced from 3 exons. The record is from RefSeq and is a predicted model, not a curated record. Lineage: Eukaryota; Fungi; Ascomycota; Xylonomycetes; Xylonales; Xylonaceae.
AUGGCAACUGCAAGUGAUGCCCAAUCUCCGAAAGAGCAGCAAUAUUUUACCCAAGAACCUUGGCGCGGCCAAACAACAUACAGUUAUUCAACUCCCCCUAAACACGCGGCAUGGCCACUGCAGAGCCGUGACUUCUCGCCACCCAGGGCGCUCUCUGAUAUCCCACCAGGAGGGCCGCCGCCAACGUGUCCGCUUCCGUCACCUCCGACUCGGUCAAAUGAUUCACCAGUGCUUGAGCAGCCAGCUCGACGGGACGCGGAGGUCCCCGUGCCAGGGCUCGGCCAUCCGGAGGACGCGAAGGCGGAGCCGCGGCAUAGAGCAACAACAGAAGCCGCAACAUGGGAGGCAGCACAGGUGGACCCAGGUUGUUCGUCUACGCCUCAUCCACCACCGCCAUUGAAGCGAGACACACGCCCGUCGGACGAGCCGCGUAUCGAGGUGGAAACUGCACUGGACAAAGGGUACCUCAAGCUGUCGAUGGUCGAACCAGCGAGUAACGAUUUGCAGGGCGAAUGA